AUGAGCGAAAUACGUCAAAAGUACUGGGUGCCAUCACUGCGUCAACUAUUAAACAGCAUCCAGAGCCACUGUUCCGCCUGCAAACUUCGUCGAGCCAGGCCACGUCAACCCCAGAUGUCUGCCUUACCGAUGGAGAGGGUGACCCCAUACGUUCGAGCCUUCACAUACACAGGACUUGAUUAUUUUGGCCCAGUAAGUGUUGGAAUCCGCCGUCAACGUGAGAAAAGGUGGGUUGCUCUUUUUACCUGCUUUACAACCCGUGCCAUCCACCUGGAGAUUGCCACAGACCUAUCCAGCGAUGCUUGCCUGAUGUGUAUCCGCAACUUCAUUAAUAGAAGAGGUGUCCCUGUAUCCAUAAGAAGCGACAACGGGACCAAUUUUUUUGGCAUAGCAAAGGAAUUACAAGGUAUUGAUAUGUUUUUGGAUACUAAUAGUCUCUCUUCAGGUUUGACGGCACUGGGCAUCAAAUGGAUAUUCAACACUCCGUUGAAUCCAAGUGAAGGCGGCGUAUGGGAACGGCUUGUGCAGUCCGUGAAGAAGGCAUUGUACAUCAUGUUGAAAGAGCAGGCUCCAAAGCUCGAAACGCUCCAAUCGUUUCUAAUCGAAGCAGAGAACAUCAUCAAUUCGAGACCCUUGACUCAUCUACCUGUGACUCCCGAAGACCCGGAACCAUUGACCCCGAAUCAUUUUCUGCUUGGGUGCACUAAUUCAACCCAAACUCCGGCACCAUAUGAGCCCAUAUUGAUGUGUCUUCGAAAGCAGUGGCGUGUGGUGCAGAACUUAAAGAACGGCAUGUGGCAUCAAUGGCUGCAUGAAUAUCUUCCUGAGCUGACGAGAAGGACGAAAUGGUGUUUGCCAUCACAACCGUUGGACGUGGGCUGCCUUGUUUUUAUUUGUGACCCAGAUCUUCCAAGAAGCCAAUGGAAAAGAGGGCGUGUCAUCGAGCUCCAUCGCGGCAAAGAUGGUGUAGCACGUUCAGCCGAAGUGCGCACAGAUGUGGGUGUCUACCGCCGUCCUGUUUCCAAGUUGGCCAUACUAGACGUUGAAGACUCUGCUGGUGAAGGUGAAGCCUCCCCCUCUGGGCCAACUGGUGUGAGACGUUUAUUCAUCGGUUCACGAAGAAAAGAAAAGCAACAACAACCUACAUCAGGCCGAAGAUGGAAGGAAUAUAAUACACAUGUAUGGGCUGGAUCUUCCAAAUCAUCCUUGAAACUUCUGGACUCCGUUCAGAGCAGAGCGCUGGUGUUGAUUGGCGACGCUAGGGUAUUCAACACUAUUGUUUCUUUUGAGCAUCGUCGUAAUGUGGGUUAUGUGACGCUGUUCUAUCGAUACUUCCAUGGUGAGUGCUUCGCAGCAUCGGGUCAAUCGUUUACGUACAACCGGUUGUCAUGGGAUUGGAUUGUAUCUCACGUUUCUGAACUCAACUCACUGUUCCAAAUUCUUAAUCAAACUAAACCCCAUACAGGAUUCACUGAAUAA
This is a messenger RNA of Stomoxys calcitrans (stable fly), 1479 nucleotides long. RefSeq lists its product as uncharacterized. Lineage: Eukaryota; Metazoa; Arthropoda; Insecta; Diptera; Muscidae. The transcript has 2 exons. Gene Ontology annotation, biological process: DNA integration. Gene Ontology annotation, molecular function: nucleic acid binding. The record is from RefSeq and is a predicted model, not a curated record. Bases 1 to 1479 code for a protein of 492 amino acids.